AUGUACCAUCCGUACAAGCGGCCUCAAGCAUCGGGAUACAGGCGGAAUAAAACUGGUCGAGCUGCAAAAGCCGCGCCAAAAAAUGGGGACCAGCCCCAAUUCGACCAACAGGACAAGGCGUCAGGCCCGGCUCUCAGUCGUUCCUCGGGGUCCUUGAGAGGAGCCUUCUUCCAAAACAACGACGGUAAAAUAGAGCUCUUCGACAGCCAGACGGGGUUCACUCACAUGUGCAGCCCCUCGUCGCAACACUCUGGGCACGAGGAUCCCCUCGUCAUCGCCAUCGAUGGCGCUUGCCCUGGGAACGGCACGGUAAGGGCAACCAAGUCAGGUUAUGGAGUAUUUUUCGCACCCGGCAACCCCAAAAACAUGGCUGCCCGGAUUCCGAACCAUCUUCUCGAGGGCGGCAAACACACAAACAACAUUGCCGAAAUCAUGUCCGCCAUAUCUGCGCUCCAUGGCGCGACGAUUGUCGCCAGGGGUGGUGUUCAACGGUACACCGAUGCCGUGAAGCACGGAGGCGUGAGAAAGCCCAACGGAGAGCCCCAGAAGUUGAGACACAUCAUCGUCAAGUCAGACUCAGAGUACGUCGUCAAGUCCAUCGCAGGCGGAAAAAAAGGUGAACCGCCUUAUAUUGCGAAAUGGAAGACGAAUGGAUUUCGAACGGCGGGGGGCGGGGCUUACAUCGACAAACUCCGCGAGAUGGGCGUCACGGUUCAGUUCUGGCACGUUCGCCGCGAGCUGAACAAGGAUGCCGAUCGGCUUGCAAAUGAAGGCCUGGUCGUGGGGGCUUCUGCUAUCAGUUCGACGGUCGAGGAGGAGAUCAAGCGGGUUUGGAAAGCUCAGGGUGUUUCGAGAAAGGGACGAAGCCAUUCAAAUGAAAACGAGGUCAUUGUCCUGGACGACGAUUAG
Messenger RNA from Colletotrichum siamense, 909 nucleotides. It is a transcript of the gene Rnaseh1-0, whose product is annotated as Ribonuclease H1. The coding region runs from base 1 to 909 and encodes 302 amino acids. The record is from RefSeq and is a predicted model, not a curated record. Gene Ontology annotation, molecular function: nucleic acid binding; RNA-DNA hybrid ribonuclease activity. NCBI's taxonomy places the organism in Eukaryota, Fungi, Ascomycota, Sordariomycetes, Glomerellales, Glomerellaceae. The transcript has 3 exons. Gene Ontology annotation, biological process: DNA replication, removal of RNA primer.